Messenger RNA from Microtus oregoni (creeping vole), 957 nucleotides. Its product is annotated as olfactory receptor 5B2-like. Gene Ontology annotation, biological process: G protein-coupled receptor signaling pathway; sensory perception of smell. Gene Ontology annotation, molecular function: odorant binding; G protein-coupled receptor activity; olfactory receptor activity. The record is from RefSeq and is a predicted model, not a curated record. Gene Ontology annotation, cellular component: membrane. Bases 1 to 957 code for a protein of 318 amino acids. The transcript has a single exon. Lineage: Eukaryota; Metazoa; Chordata; Mammalia; Rodentia; Cricetidae.
AUGAGCUGGAUGGAGAACAGGACAGAAGUGUCAUACUUCUUCCUGUUAGGACUCACUAAUGCCCCAGAUCUGCAGCUUCCCCUUUUCAUCACCUUCCUGCUCAUCUACACCAUCACCGUGGUGGGCAACCUGGGGAUGAUUCUGCUGAUUGUCCUGGACUCUCAGCUUCACACUCCCAUGUACUUUUUUCUAGGUAACCUGUCUCUGGUGGAUUUUUGUUAUUCUUCAGCUGUUACUCCAACAGUGAUGACUGGACUUCUUAGAGGGAGGAAGGUCAUGUCCUACAAUGACUGUGCUACACAGAUGUUCUGUUUCACUGCCUUUGCCAGCGUGGAAAACUACUUGCUAGCCUCAAUGGCAUAUGAUCGUUAUGCAGCAGUGUCUAAGCCUCUACACUAUUCCACCACCAUGACUCCAAGUGUUUGCGCAUGGCUGGUCAUAGGCUGCUUUAUCCUAGGCUUCCUAAAUGCUUCCAUCUACACUGGAGACGCAUUCAGUCUCUCUUUCUGUGAAUCCAAUGUGGUCCAUCAUUUUUUUUUUUGUGAUAUUCCUGCAGUUAUGGUUCUUUCUUGCUCAGAUAGACAUAUUAACGAGCUGCUUCUUGUUUAUGUAGUGAGCUUCAAUAUCUUUUUUGCUAUCAUAGUCAUCUGGAUAUGUUACAUAUUCAUUUUUAUCACCAUCCUACGAAUGCGCACAGCUGCAGGACAUCGCAAGGCUGUAUCUACCUGUGCCUCCCAUUUUACUGCAGUCUCUAUCUUCUAUGGGACAGUCAUCUUCAUGUAUUUACAGCCCAGCUCCAGUCAUUCCAUGGACACAGACAAAAUUGCAUCUGUGUUCUACACCAUGGUUAUCCCAAUGCUAAACCCUGUGGUCUACAGUCUAAGAAACAAAGAGGUCAAGAAUGCAUUAUUAAAGCUAAAGAACACAUUCAUAUUUUGGAAAGAAACUAAUCUUUAG